AUCAUCCGCCUUACCCCGCCUUUGCAAUUCCCGCUUUGGCGAAGAGUAUACCGCUUCAUUUCUUCACCGUUCGCCGUUUCACUGCCUCGUCCAGUUUCGUUUCCCUUCUCAACGCCCUCUCUUUCCCUGCUGUCGAUGUCAGAAUCCGACUCUUGUCCGCUCGAGUCCUGUCCCUCUCAGCAAAGGUGUCCCCAAACGGCGGUAUCGUCUACUCCCCACGCUAUGGCCGUUGUUCCUCGUCAAGUCGUCACGGAUCUGGACGUACGCAUCUCCCCGGAAGUUCCUUCCUCCACCUGCGAACCAGGCUCGCAAGUAUGGCACCGCAUAGAAAAAGAGCUCUACCUAUACACAUCUCAGGAGAGAGCAUGGCUGUAUGUACGGCUAGCGAAUGAGGAAGAGCUUGCGGCUGAGGACCUGCUGGUUAUGGAUAUCAGAGUCGGCGACCCGCCUCCCAGACCUAGCUCAGAUGGUUCAUGGGAUUUCCGACCUGGCGGGAUCUGGGUGCUAAGAAGCAUGUUCUCUGGCAUGAUUGACAAGGCUGUGACAGCCGUGGACGUUCUCUUUGGUAUGGAUGCCGUUGACCCACGACCACAAUGGACUCUCAUGCCAUCAUCGCUCCAACUCAACGGUAAGCCAAUGGGAUCGGUUCCAAGACUCAGCGUACUCCACGGUAGGUCCAAGCCGAGACCAGAGGCUCGGGCGGCUUUAAGAGCGAGAGAGGAUGGCAAAUUCAGAAUUGUUCAGAUCUCUGACACGCACAUGGUCACUGGUGUCGGGGUAUGCAAAGAUGCUAUUGAUGCCCAUGGGAAAGAUCUGCCAGAGAGCGAGGCUGACCCGCUUACGGUUGGCUUCAUUGGAAGGAUCCUGGAUGUCGAGAAACCAGACCUUGUGGUUCUCACUGGAGAUCAGUUACACCACGACAUCCCGGACAGCAAGUCUGCCCUCUUCAAAGUGGUUGCUCCUAUCAUCGAGCGUUCAAUCCCAUUCGCAGCCGUCUUUGGCAAUCAUGAUAGUGAGGGCACCUACGCAUUAUCACGCGCGGCACAGAUGUCAAUACUCCAGGAUCUGCCUUUUAGCCUCUGCGAGCCAGGCCCAGAGCAUGUCGACGGCAUAGGCAACUUCUACCUGCAGGUCCUGGCUCCCGCGCCGUCACAGCUCCCGUUAUCGACUCUAUAUUUCCUGGACUCGCACGGUAGAAUACCGAGCGAGAUACAAAAUCCCGACUACGACCCUAUCAAGCAAAGCCAAAUUGACUGGUUCACGGACACUUCUCGCGCGCAACGACUUGCGCGUGAGAAGGACGAUAGCGAAAGCAGCUGCUUUCAUCUGUCUUUAGCCUUCCAACACAUCCCUCUCCCCGAGUUCCGUGACCCCUAUCUUAGUAUACGCAACGGCCAGCAGGGGGAACCUCCUGAAACACCCAGUCUCAAUUCCCAUUUCUACGCCGCUUUGGUCGAAGGAGGCGUAUCAGCAUUGGGCUGCGGGCACGACCACGUAAAUAAUUUUUGCGCUCUUCUGCCACAACAAACGCCUCAGAAAGGCGGGAAACCCACUCAGUCUGGCCCCUGGCUGUGCUAUGGAGGUGGUAGUGGGUUCGGGGGAUAUUGUUCGUAUGGCGGAAAGCGAUAUCACCGAGGGGCGCGGGUGUGGGAACUCGUUCCGAGAGACGGGAGCUUGAAGACUUGGAGGCGGGUCGAACAUGUCAUGGUUAGAGUUGAUGAGCUGGUGCUUGUGAAAGGUGGAGCGGUGGUCGAUUCUGGGGAAGAUGAAGACGGAAACGAUGUAGUGAGUUGAACCCGAUGAGGAUGAGUCAUACAGCACGCUGCAGACUCAGCCUUCAGCACACUCUCAUUAUUGAACCAAUUCCUUCCGGCAGAUAU
Colletotrichum destructivum is the source of this 1880-nucleotide messenger RNA. Its product is annotated as Putative calcineurin-like phosphoesterase domain, ApaH type, metallo-dependent phosphatase. The transcript is spliced from 2 exons. NCBI's taxonomy places the organism in Eukaryota, Fungi, Ascomycota, Sordariomycetes, Glomerellales, Glomerellaceae. The record is from RefSeq and is a predicted model, not a curated record. Gene Ontology annotation, molecular function: phosphoprotein phosphatase activity. The coding region runs from base 136 to 1794 and encodes 552 amino acids. Gene Ontology annotation, cellular component: cytoplasm.